GUACAAGCGGGCCAGAGGCAAGGCCGUGCCUACAGAGCAGGGCACGGCACAGGCCAGAAGAAACUGGGACACAUCUCCUUCGUAACCCAGGGGUGAUCGGGAAAACUUGAUGUUCUGUGCACAGCAAAUGAUGGCAGCAAGUGCAGUUUCUUCACUUCUGCCUGAAAUGGCCAAGCAAAGCUCCCCGUCACUAGCUGAAGUUGUAAAGCAAGUUGCAGAGCAGCAGCAGUCACAGGUGGCAGAUGUGGAAAAAAGCAAAACGGUUCUUUUCCAAUUGCAGGUGAAGUGUCAGGAACUAGAAAAAGAAAUGAAUGCUAUUCUGUUAGAAACAAAGACAACAGAAAAGGAAAUACAUCUACAAGAUGAUGCCAUAGAAGUGACAAAAUACCAGUGUGAAAAUCUGGAGGCCCAAGUCAGAGCCCUGUAUUCUGAAAAUUUAAAAUUGAAGUGUGAUGCAGAAACAGUACAAGAGGAGUUUGAGACGAUACUUGCAAGAAAUAAUGAAUAUCGGGAAAAAAUAAAGGAUCAUAAACAUCUCUUUUGGGAGAUGGAAAGUAAAUUGCCAGUUAUGAUUGAACUUGCUAAAAAGAAAGCGUUUGUGGAAGAACUAAAGGCAAAGAAAGAGAAUUUAAUCUGUGAUCUCCAGAAUCCAGAAGGAUCUGUUAUAAAACAAGUGCAGGAAGAAAUCACACUUUUAAAAAGCGAAACCACAACAUUGAAAGAUUUAAUCAAUAAAAAAAGAGAUCUGCUGGAAGAAGAGAAAAGAAAGCAUGCUAAGCUUAGAAAAGAAAUUGAGGUACAGAAUAAGAGAUAUGAUGCUAUUUUAAAACGUUUGCAUUGCCAACUGAACAAAGUCCAUUCCAAUAAAAGACAAUGGCACUGGAACAUUCAGCAGUUGGAGAAGAAGGCUGCAGAACUAAGAAAGUGUCUUGAAGUAGCAGAGUUACAAAACAUCAUGUAACAAACUUAACAAAGCUAAAAUGCUCAUAAUCUUUUCCAGGCAGGGGAGCUUUUUCUGGAAAUGCUACAAAUCUCAAAUAGCCUGAUAAUUGGAUCAGGCCUCAGUGCUUUCUUUCUUUUUAAAGUUUUUCUCUUUCAUUUUGUGGUCUAAACUAAUAGCCACCAUAAUAAGUUAGCUUUUCAGGAAUACAGUUACUGACAC
Messenger RNA from Ficedula albicollis (Collared flycatcher), 1162 nucleotides. RefSeq names its product coiled-coil domain containing 122 (gene CCDC122). Lineage: Eukaryota; Metazoa; Chordata; Aves; Passeriformes; Muscicapidae. The transcript has 5 exons. Bases 110 to 961 code for a protein of 283 amino acids. The record is from RefSeq and is a predicted model, not a curated record.